Molecule: messenger RNA, 1675 nt
Organism: Tachysurus vachellii
Lineage: Eukaryota; Metazoa; Chordata; Actinopteri; Siluriformes; Bagridae
Gene: sult5a1
Product: sulfotransferase family 5A, member 1
Exons: 6
Coding region: 91-1002 (303 amino acids)
Biological process (GO): sulfation
Cellular component (GO): cytoplasm
Molecular function (GO): sulfotransferase activity
Source: RefSeq, a predicted model, not a curated record
CUGAGAACCAGCACAUACUGACUCAUAGAGAGAGAGAGUCUGUGUGUGUGUGUGUGUGUGUGUGAGAGAGAGAGAGAGAGAGAGAGAGAGAUGGCUCGGCUGGAUGUUACAGAAACUUUUCAGGGCAUCACUUUUCCUGGACACUUGCAUACUCAGGAAUCCUUACACUAUGCUACUGAAUUCAAAUUUCAGGAUACGGACAUUUUGAUUGUCACCUAUCCCAAAUCAGGGACGACAUGGAUGCAGGAAAUUGUCACACUGGUAUCAUGCAAAGGAGAUCCAGUAAAAUCUCAAACCCAGCCGAACUGGGCACGAGCCCCAUGGAUCGAGCAGUACUACAUCUCCGAUGUCCUGAAGGCUUCACAAGGACCUCGGCUCCUAACCACUCAUCUUCCUUACAAACUACUUUCUCCUGCACUCCAAGGCUCCAAAGCAAAGGUCAUAUAUGUGGCAAGAAACCCUAAAGAUGUCAUAGUAUCUUAUUACUACUUCCACAAAAUGGCCAAUUUCCUAAAAGACCCAGGCCCGUUCUCAGAGUUUCUGAGCGAUUUUCUGGAAGGAACAGUGUAUUAUGGGUCUUGGUUUGAUCAUGUGAAAGGUUGGACCGGCAAUUCAAGAAACAUCGAAAACUUUCUGUACAUCACAUAUGAAGAAAUGUGGGAGGACCUGCGUGGUUCUCUGGAGAAAGUGAGCUUGUUCUUAGAGUACCACCUGCUGGAGAACGAAUUGAACAGCGCCCAGAAGAGCUGCAGCUUCUCCACCAUGAGAGAGAAUUGCAUGGUGAACUACACCCUGAUUCCUCAGGAAAUCAUGGAUCACAAAAAGGGGAAGUUCAUGAGGAAAGGUCAAAUCGGAGACUGGGUCAACACUUUCUCCAAGGAGCAAAGUCACAACUUUGAUGUAGUGUAUGCUUCCAAGAUGGCAGACUCUGCGCUGACAUUUGUGUGGGACACAAAAAAAUCCCAUGUAGACACAGAGAUCUUACCACUCUGCACCACUUGAAACAGCACCUUCAUUUUUAAUUAACACUUGUAGUGUUUUCCUUUCAAUCAUCCGAUUCCUUAUUGCUUUCAUUAAUAUUACAUUAUUUUGUACAGCUGUCAAAAAUUUGGUUAAGAAGCAUAGCAACCACUUUGCACCCAAGAAAAAUAUCAACUUUUAACUAUGUUCAAGAGAUUUGAUAAAUAUUCAGACUUGGGUGCCACAGUACAUAAUAUUGCAAAGUCCCUGGUUUGAUCCUAAGCUUUUGUUACUCUCUGUCUGGAGCUUCACAUGUGGGUUUGCUUCCACCUCCCAUAAACAUUGCCAGUAGGUGGAUACACUAAACUGUCCUAAGGAAUGAGCGAGUGUGUGGAGGUUGCAUCCAUGCUGUAUUCAAAUACACGCUUUUUUCCAGGACAAAUUCCACACACAACAACUGUAAAAAUGAUAAAACAAUGACAGAAGAUGAAUGAAUGAACAUUCAAACGUCAAUUGUACACAGCUUGCCAUUUUCACAUUUGUGUGGCUUUGGCAGCCACAACAUUUUCGCUUUCACAGCCAGAAAUCUUCUGUUUAAUGUACAAAUUUAUUAUUACAGGAAAAUGACUCCUCAACUCUUGUCACCAUGUAUCAUAUGUAUCCUUGCUAGAAGAAAAGAGACGGGAGAAAAAAUAAAAUGUGUAGCAUGACUAAG